AUGGUACUUGCGCGAACAACAAAACAGUGGUCCUGUCCCAAUAAUUGGAGUUCGAACAAUGUAUGGGUCGAUGCAAAUGAUCGGCUUCAUCUUAAACUGACCUAUUCAUCAUCGAAUGAUGGAUGGACAUGUGCCGAGUUAUAUAGUCAAACAAGUUUUACCUAUGGUACUUUUAAAUGGCAUAUUGAAGCUGCUAUUGACAACUUCGAUCCAAAUGUAGUAUUGGGUCUUUUUACCUAUGGUUUACCCGAUGGAGCAAACGAGAUUGAUAUUUAA
This is a messenger RNA of Rotaria sp. Silwood2, 276 nucleotides long. Lineage: Eukaryota; Metazoa; Rotifera; Eurotatoria; Philodinida; Philodinidae. The record is from the annotation of a GenBank genome assembly.